AUGCCAUUUUUACUCACAUCUCACCGAUCAUUUAUAGGGCCAAUCGUCCGAACCUAUCCCAACGAGCUACAUAUCCACGACGUUGAUGCUUAUGAUGAGGUUUUUAGCGUCGGCACAAAGUUUGACAAAGAGCGUCGAUUCUACGAUCAUCCUCUUGGAGAAGGAUCUCACUUCAAUAUGCCAGACCUCAAGUCUUCCAAGUCCCGACGAGAGAUGUUUGCGCCAUUUCUCUCUAAAGCAGCCGUUGCAAGAGGCGAACCUCUGAUUCAUGCCACCGUCAUGAAAUUCAUUGAGAUCUUGAGUGAAUACGGCAAUGAUAACAGAGUAGUCAAUCUCACAAGAGGCUAUCACUCGCUUACCACAGACCUGAUCAUGAACUACGGAUGGCAGAGAGCAAUUGGGGCGCUCGAUUUUCCGGAUUUUGCAUAUCCACCUGUGGCUUAUAUGAAUUAUUUUCUUGUCUCUACAGUCCUUAUCCGCACGUUUCACGGCUUUUUCAGGUCCUUUGUUGGCCUUGCCCUGCGAUUUCCUGCUCUCGCAAAGUGGAAUACAAUGCUGGCUGCAGUGUUUCACCUACGCACUCAAGCCCAAGGACUGGUUCUAGAUACCCUCAAUCGAUCCAAGUUGACAGAGCAACAGCAUCCGAGCAUAUUCGACCUGAUUCUACAACCAGAUGCAAAAACAAAUCUACCAGUGCCAUCUUUUGAUGACCUCACGGCCGAGGCCUUAGUUUUCCUGGUUGGUGGCGAGGAGUCAACAGCAAAUGCCCUGAUUCAUGGCACUUUUCAUGUCUUGAAUAACCCCGGAAUUCAAAGAAGACUCCAGCAGGGGCUUUCAAAUGCAAUACUUGCCGACCAGCCAAUGCCAACUGCAGACACACUUGAGAAGCUACCUUACCUAAGAGCCGUUGUAAAAGAGUCGCUUCGCUUCUCUCAUGGGGCCCCAGGACGACUCCCACGUCUUGUACCGCCAUCUGGCGCCACGCUGUGCGGACAAUAUAUACCCCCCCGGAACCGUGCUUUCGCUUAG
Penicillium coprophilum is the source of this 1029-nucleotide messenger RNA. RefSeq names its product Cytochrome P450. Lineage: Eukaryota; Fungi; Ascomycota; Eurotiomycetes; Eurotiales; Aspergillaceae. The record is from RefSeq and is a predicted model, not a curated record. Gene Ontology annotation, molecular function: iron ion binding; oxidoreductase activity, acting on paired donors, with incorporation or reduction of molecular oxygen; heme binding. Bases 1 to 1029 code for a protein of 342 amino acids. The transcript is spliced from 4 exons.